Daucus carota subsp. sativus is the source of this 873-nucleotide messenger RNA. Its product is annotated as disease resistance protein Pik-1. The transcript is spliced from 3 exons. The record is from RefSeq and is a predicted model, not a curated record. Bases 150 to 548 code for a protein of 132 amino acids. NCBI's taxonomy places the organism in Eukaryota, Viridiplantae, Streptophyta, Magnoliopsida, Apiales, Apiaceae.
AUAAAUCCCCUCAUUUAACUACCAACAGUAUCAUUUACAAAACCGUUCCCAAUUUCUCUAGCUAAUCAUUUCUUCCACUUCACAUAUCUAAUUUUCUGUUUCUUUCACGUCUUGAUAAUCAUCUCCCCGUUGUUGAUCUACAAGCCAUCAUGAAGCAAAGGAUCGAGGUGAAGGUAACUAUCAAGAACGAUAAAGGCCGUUCAAAAGCUAUGCAGAUUGUUGCUGGAAUAGAGGGUGUGAGCUCGGUAACGCUAGGAGGAGAAGAUAAGAACAUACUAAUUGUGAUCGGAGAUGGCGUGGAUGCAGUCACCUUGACACAAGCAUUGAUCAAGAAACUCGGAGGCGCCACCUUGGUGAGGGUGGGACCACUUAAUGAAUACGGUCGAUUUGAUGAUCAAGAAGAAGCUGCAGCAUCCAUGGUUUAUGUUGGUCAAUCAAAUAAUUACGGGGACUAUAGUUAUGGUCAACCAAGAUAUAGCUACUACAAUUCGCCGAGGUAUCCUCCUCCUUACUAUGAUCAAUAUUAUCAGCAGCCUGAUAAGUGGUGAUUCAAGCUUUACAAGAGGAGGCCGAAUGUAUGUUAAUUCCUUGAUUGUGAAUAGGUUUUGUCGCCCAAAUCCACCUGUUGUUCCAUCAACUUGUGUCGAGAUUUUAAUCAAGAUUAGUGAGUGCUUGUUUCUUGAUACUGCAUGUGUAAUGUAUAUCACGAUACUUUGGUUUAUUGUCUUCACAUGAAUUUUUGCAUUCAAUUUUUCCCGUAAAGUUAUUAAGUUUGACUCUUGUAAUAGGAGUAGCAUUUUGUUAGAUUUCCUGUACACCUGAAUGUAACAAAAAUCUCCAUCAAUAAAAUUCUUCCAUCUAAACAAGAAAUAA